This is a messenger RNA of Centropristis striata (black sea bass), 7730 nucleotides long. It is a transcript of the gene svila, whose product is annotated as supervillin a. The transcript is spliced from 38 exons. NCBI's taxonomy places the organism in Eukaryota, Metazoa, Chordata, Actinopteri, Perciformes, Serranidae. Gene Ontology annotation, cellular component: actin cytoskeleton; cytoplasm. Gene Ontology annotation, biological process: cytoskeleton organization; actin polymerization or depolymerization; actin filament severing. The record is from RefSeq and is a predicted model, not a curated record. The coding region runs from base 417 to 6932 and encodes 2171 amino acids. Gene Ontology annotation, molecular function: actin filament binding; phosphatidylinositol-4,5-bisphosphate binding.
AGAAGAAGUUUACAUCAGGCUCAUUUGUGUGAAUGACAGUCGAGUGUACGUGCGUGUGUGUGUCCGCGGGAUAUUACAAGAGCUUGUCUUUGGCGGAGGUUGAACAGCUACCAGAAAGAAGUUGACAGCGUCGGACCAGGUGGCGUUCAGGGACACGGACACUGGAGGAAGAAAGUGGAACUCUUUUGUCUCAAUGGUCAUCUUGACUUGGAAGUGAGACCCCCAUUAAACUAAGCAACCCCAGAUUGCUACAGAAGAGAGCUUUGAGCUUCCAGAAAGAAUUCUCCUUCGACGAAAAAGACGACCCAGCAAAAAGCACCAAGGAUAUAGAUGUUAGUCUCUUGGCCAAUCUCCCCAAAGUCUCUGAACUGAGGAAACGAUUUGAAGGCAUUACCACAAGCACAAGCGACUGGAAUAUGAACAGGAAGGAGCGUAUAGCUCGGCGGUUGGAGGGCAUAGAUGGUGAGGUACAGCCGUCUCUGCUGCCCAGCCUGGUGGCCAACAGGCUUCUAGAGGAGGACACACCACGAUACACCAGGGGCUCUGAUCCCUGUGAGCCCUGUGGUGUUACAGUCCAGAGGUAUGGCAUGGAGGGAUUCGAAAGCCCAGAAAUGCCGCUGACGGCUCCAGAGCGACAGUCCAGGGCUAGAUGCAGACCUGACCCUCAGCCCUCCAUCCACACAGAGCCUGUCUACACCUCAGGCUCCACCACCAGUCCCCCGGAGUCCAAGGCUGAACGCAUCGCCCGCUACAAGGCGGAGCGGCGCCGGCAGCUGGCCGAGCGCUAUGGCAUCUCUUUAGAUCAGGAGCCGGAGUUGGAGCAACCCCCCCGCUACACUCGCACCCGGAAGGAGUCUGAAGGCUCAGAGAGGCGUGUCCGAGGGGAGUCAGUGGGGGAGGAAGGGACUUACACCAGCACCUCCGCAACCAGUCCCAGGGCGGGGCGUACGGCACCACAGCACAGCCACCCCGACCCUGGAUAUGAGAGUCGGACCAGGGCGGACUCAUUCUCAGAGAGGGAGAGGCUGAUGAACCUGGAGAACCAACGCAGAGCUGCUCCUCCUGAGCCUCCAUCUCCUUCCUCGUACAUGGAUGUGACAUCAUUGUCCACAGCUGCCAGGGUUCCCGCCAAGGAGCAUUCAGUCACAGGGAUGCCACCCAGUUCACCUAAGCUGAGCAGACACGCUUCCCUCUCCUCACCUAAAUACGGGGUGUCUCCUGGGGACCUAUUCAUCGAGCAGCAGGCCCAUAACAUCCUCAGCAGGCAGGGAAUCAGGGUUAGAGAGAGGCUUGCCAAGGAGGAUGGCCGCCAGAGGAGCCCAGAGCUCGGAAAUGUACCCGAAGCCCCCGUGUACCGCAGACAAUUUCAACACCAGACCCAAAACUCUACACGCUACCACACAGACCCACCAGGGCCCCAGCAGUUUUCUUCCCAGCCCUACCACCACCCCCAUGCUCAGCUGACCCGACCUGGGCCGCCAGGCGGACAAGACGCUGGUGGUUACCCUAGUUACCUUUCCAUGGCCUCUGGUCCCACAUCCAGAGCUGGGCAGCAGCAGCAACAGCCCCAGGAGGAAGAGACUGAGGAGUCUGAGGAUGUGAAGACAGAGGGCCUUCUGAGAAGCAGGAAAGCCGUGCUGCCCUCUGAGAUCCGCCGCAGGGAGAGGAGCACUGAGGACCCACGGAGAGGAAGAGGGGAAGAAGAGCUAGGGAUGUCCUUGGCACUGAGCGUGGCAAGGGAGGCUGAGGCAGAGGAGCCUGCAAGACGAGGACACCGAAGCAGAGCCAGGUGGGACGACCCAGAGCACACCUCCCAUCUGCAAGCAUCAGAGGGCAGGCCCAGAGAGCGGGAAAACCCCAUUUAUAUCCACAAAGGGGUGGCUGCCUCCCACAUCCAGUCCAGAGCAGCACAUGCAGGCCCAGGAGGCUCCAGCUCCAGCACCGCUCUGAGCCGCUCAGUGUCAGAUGCCGGGGAUCCACGAGGGUCUAACCACAGAAACUUGCAGCACCAAACACACGACCCUAGAGAUAUCAGGGAGGGUGAGAGUUUCAGUAACAAAGAGAGUCACCAGGACAGCCGGGUGUCUGUGGCCCAGCUCAGACAUUCCUACAUGGAGAGCACCACCACCCCUCCGACCAGCCGCAGGAACGAGCUUGAGGUUGAAGGGGACAGGGCACUCGCAGACUCCGGGGCCCUAUGGAGAGGGGAGAGGGACAGGGGCCGCAGGCCCCGACAGUAUAUCUAUCCUGGGGAGAGUAGAAAGACCUCAGAGAGGUUUAGGACGCAGCCCAUCACAUCUGCUGAGCGCCAGGAGACUGAUAGGUCCUGUGUGAGUUCUGAUCUUGCUUCAACUGAAGCUGAUGAAGAGAAGCUAGAUGACCGGGCCAAGCUGAGCGUAGCAGCCAAGCGCUCUCUCUUCAGGGAACUGGAGAAGAGCAUUGAUGGCGGAGCUCCUAAACCACGGUCCAGGAAUGCAGCGGUGGACAGGAGACUAAGACGGACUCAAGACCGAUCCAGAACGCAGCCAGUCACCACUGAAGAAGUAGUCAUUGCUGCCACCCUGCAGGCGUCCUCGCAACAGAGCGCCGCCGCUCGGGAGCAGGCGCGGGAGGCUCGUCAGAUGCAGGAGGCUCGUCAGAUGCAAGAGGCUCGUCAGAUGCAGGAGGCUCGUCAGAUGCAGGAGGCUCGUCAGAUGCAGGAGGCCCGGCAGAUGCAGGAGGCCCAGGAGGUCCAUCGUCCUAAACCAACAGUGUCGGCAGUGGAGGGAAAGGACCAGAGUCGGAGCCAGGAACAGGGUGGUCAAAGCCACGGUCAGGUUCAGGAUGAGCCUGACCUCUGCACCCUCAGCCUGGCAGAAAAGAUGGCGCUGUUUAACAGACUGGCUCAGCCUCCCAUCAGGGUCACCCGCACCAGGGGGGACACACGCCAACGCAGGAACCACGCUCGCUACCAGACACAACCCAUCACUCUGGGAGAUAUGGAGCAGCUUCAAAACGGCUCUCGGUUCGGGCAGCUCCCUGAUUCAUCCUCCUCCUCUGCUCUGAGAGAAGCCACUGUCUCUACUGACCAUGCUGGAGACAUUCACUUAACCAGAGCACCAGCUCAGGUCCAACCCCUCCCCCCCAGCUCUGACAGGUCUCACCACGCAGACGGCCCCACCUGGAGGUCCCUGGACUCCACGGACCACGAUCUAGGAGGAGGGAAGAGGAAGCUGCCCUCUCCUGAUGGAGUGGUCAGGCAGGCCGCUCUGCCCCAGCCCCAGGCUGGACGAGAGCGGAGGGGGGAGGAGGAGGAGCAGGAGGAGGAGGAGCAGUGGCUGGUCAGGGGGCGGGGAGACAGAGCCCGACAGAGCUCAGAGAGCCACAUGCUCCAGGAGAGGCAGGAGGAAGCACACUACCCAGACAGCCACAGGAGCCGGGGCAUCAGUGGAGAGCUGCCGGAGUCCACCGUGGUGACAGCCAGAGCUCCGUCUGCUUCCCCCAGCAGUGUGUGUCUGCCUCCAGCAGCAGACACACACACAGACGGCCUGCUGCAGCCGGAGGACUCAGACGAGCUGAGCGACAUGAUGAUGGCCAGACACAUGUCCAUCAAAGAGAGGGUGGCCUUGCUGAAGAAGAGUGGCGAGGACGACUGGAGGAACAGGAUCAAUAGGAAGCAGGAUGUGGCGAAGGUUGCUAUGGGUGACCAGCACGCUCAGCUCAUGGAGGUGGAGCAGAGCUUCAAGAAGGACGAUGAAGCAGCGAUGAUGAUCGAUGAGCUCGCUGUGUCCGACCAGCUCUGGAAAAUAGCUGAGGCUGAGAUGGAGUGCGAGUCGAUGGAGGCUCACAUGUCCAUCCAGGAUAGGAAACAGCUGAUCGUAGCCCAGGAGGAGGCCUGGAAAUCUAAGGGGCAUGGAGCCGCCAACGACUCCACCCAGUUCACUGUGGCUGCACGCAUGGUGAAGAAAGGGCUGGCCUCCCCCUCAGCCCUCCAGUCUCCAACGUCCUCCAAACCCAAGAACAGCAGCCCUGCCAUCUCCAAACCACAGGAAGAGAUCAAAGCCGUACCAGAUCUGAACCUGGAGUCGGACAUGAAGCUGGAUAAACUGGAAUCAUUCCUCGGCAAGCUCAACAGUAAAGUGUCUGGACUGCCAGAAGCCACCAUCACAGUGACACAGAAGAAAGUAAAGGAAGUGAUGACCCUGGAAGAUGAAACCUUUUCCAAGUUCUAUCGCCAUGUAGAGGAGCUCCCCGCCACCACCAACAAGGUGGAGAUAGACGACGACUUUGACGCCAUUUUCGGUCCCCAGGUGCCAAGGCUGACCUCGGAGAUGGUGCAGCACAAGCGAGCAGUGCGGCCAACGCGUAACGUCCAGGCGUCGAGGAACCCUCUGAAGAUGCUGGCUGCCAGAGAGGACAUCAGACACGAGUACACGGAGCAGAGGCUCAACAUCGGCCUGCUGGAGAGCAAGAGGAUGAAGGCUGAGAAGAUGAAUAAGAACUCUGGUUUCUCUGAUGUGGCUCUGGCUGGUCUGGCCAGCAAGGAGAACUUCAGCAACGUCAACCUGCGCAGCGUCAACAUCUCUGAGCAGAUGUCCAACAACAGCGCCGUGCCUUACAAGAAGCUCAUGCUCUUACAGGUCAAAGGCCGACGCCACGUCCAGACCAGGCUGGUGGAGCCCAGAGCCUCCUCCCUGAACAGUGGGGAUUGUUUUCUGCUCAUCACGCCACACCACUGCUUCAUCUGGACCGGAGAGUUCGCUAACGUCAUAGAGAAGAACAAGGCUUCAGAGUUGGCUAACUUCAUCCAGAGAAAGAGAGAUUUGGGUUGCAGAGCUAACUACGUCCAAGUCAUCGAGGAGGGUGCCAGCACACACAGCCAUGCUGCCAAGGAGUUCUGGAAGAUUCUGGGAGGGCAGUCCACUUAUCAGUCUGCAGGAACACCAGAUGAAGACGAGCUGUACGAGGGUGCCAUUGUGGAGACGAACUGUAUUUACCGGCUGAUGGAUGACAAACUGGUGCCAGAUGAUGAUUUUUGGGCCAAGGUGCCCCGCUGCUCCCUGCUCAACCCCAAGGAGGUUCUGGUGUUUGACUUUGGCAGUGAGAUGUACAUAUGGCAUGGAAAGGAAGUGACACUGGCUCAGAGGAAGGUGGCCUUCCAGCUGGCCAAGCACCUGUGGAACGGCACCUUCGACUAUACAAACUGUGACAUCAACCCGCUGGACCCGGGAGAGUGCAACCCACUAAUACCCAAGAAAGGUCAGGGACGACCUGAUUGGGCCGUGUUCGGCAGACUGACUCAACACAAUGAAACCACCCUGUUCAAAGAGAAGUUUCUGGACUGGAGCGACUCCAGGAAAACACCCAGUCCCACAAAAAACAACGAGCACAUCACUGAACAAAAGGAGCAGUCCACCUCCGACCAGCGGCCUGCGUACGACGCUUCCCUGAUGCUGCCGCUCCAUCAGGCGCCCGUCUGCACCAAACUGGACGGCUUCAACGUGGGCCGGGGCUACGGCCUGGUGGAGGCAGAGGACUGGCGGAGCUACGAAAUCAGCACGCUGGCGGUGGAGGUGUGGCACAUCCUGGAGUUCGACUACAGCCGGCUGCCUCGCCAGAGCAUCGGCCAGUUCCAUGAGGGGGACACGUACGUGAUGAAGUGGAAGUACAUGGUCAGCGCAGCAGUCGGGAGGAGACAGAACCCAGAGCAGCAGAAGACGGCGGGGGCCGGGAAGGAGAAGUGCUGCUACUUCUUCUGGCAGGGACGCAACUCCACCAUCAGUGAGAAAGGAACGUCAGCACUGAUGACUGUGGAGCUGGACGAGGAGCGGGGAGCACAGGUUCAGGUCCAGCAGGGUAAAGAGCCUCCAUGUUUCCUGCAGUGCUUCAAAGGAGGGAUGGUGGUCCACUCAGGGAAGAGAGAAGAGGAGGAGGAGAACUCCCAGAGUGACUGGCGUCUGUACUGUGUGCGGGGGGAGGUGGAGGUGGAGGGCCACCUGCUGGAGGUGGCCUGUCACUGCAGCAGCCUGCGCUCCAGAGUCUCCAUGGUGCUGCUGAGCGUGAGCCAGGCUCUCAUCUACCUGUGGCAUGGCUGCAAGGCUCAGGCUCACACACGGGAGGUGGCCCGCACCGCCGCCAACAAAAUCAAAGAGCAAUGUCCUCUGGAGACAGGCCUCCACAGCAGCAGCAAGGUGACCAUCAGGGAGUGUGAUGAGGGAGCAGAGCCCUCAGGAUUCUGGGAACCCCUCGGGAGGAGGGACAGGAAAGCAUACGACUGCAUGCUGCAAGACCCAGGCAGGUUUAACUUCUCACCACGUCUGUACCAGCUGAGCAGCAGCUCAGGAGAGUUUGCAGCUGUGGAGUUUCUGUACCCUGCCAGACUCCCCAACGAGGUCAACUCCAUGCCUUUCCUGCAGGAGGACCUUUAUGCAGCCUCACAGCCAGCCCUGUUCCUGGUGGACAACCACCAUGAGGUGUACCUGUGGCAGGGCUGGUGGCCUCAGGACAGUGAAAGCACCGGCUCAGCCCGAAUCCGCUGGGACUCAGACAGGAAGUGUGCCAUGGAGACUGUGCUGCAGUACUGUAGAGAAAAGAAUGAGAAGAAGCCUCCCAAAGCGUAUCUGAUCCACGCCGGUCUGGAGCCGCUCACCUUCACCAACAUGUUCCCCAGCUGGGAGCACAGAGAGGACAUUGCUGAGAUCACUGAGAGGGAGGCGGAGGUGUGUAACCAGAUUAUCCUGGUGGAGGACGUGUUGGCCCGGCUCUGUAAGACCACGUACCCCCUGGCUGAUGUUCUGGCCCGGCCGCUGCCUGAGGGCGUGGACCCCCUUCGCCUGGAGGUCUACCUGUCUGAUGAGGACUUUGAGAAAGCUCUGGAGAUGAGCAGAGAGGACUAUGGGGCUCUGCCUGGCUGGAAGCAGGUGAACUUGAAGAAAGCAAAAGGACUUUUCUGAACAGUUGAAACAGAGAGACAGCAGGAUGUUCUGUCUCCUCUUCUGUUUACGUCUGGACACAACUGGAGAGUGAGGAGCUGCGUCUCUGUGACGGAGGGCUGAGGACGGAUGAGGGGAGCGAUGAAGGGAUGGAAGAGGUGAUCAGUGAACGAGAGGUGUGUCAGCUUCUUGUGAUCCUUCCAUUCAUGAGUUGGUAUUGUGGAUGUAAAGUAGGAUGGUCUGAAUCUCUUUAAAGUUUCACACCACGUCACAGUCAGUGCAGGUCCAAGAACUUUACUGAGUUUAAUGUUAAUGUAUGUACAUAAUGUAGCAUACUGAGAACAGCCCAGUGCCCUUACAUUGUCAGCCAUGCAGCCAUGUGUUAGAGUGGCAGCUCAGCACUCUGCUACUCUUCUAUGUAUGUUUGUGCAUUACAAAUAAUUUAUAUUUAUCAAAUCUAUAUAGGAUUUUUUUUUAAAGAAUAUCCACUGAGCUAAAACUGAUUAAAUAAACUAUAUAAUAAAUGUGGAGGAAGGUUGUGUCAUAUGUUGAUAUAUUACUGAAUGGUCUCUUGCUGUACAGUUCACUAUUUGCCAUUUACAAAUCAAAUGAUGCAGCUUUAUUAUUGUGUCAUUAUGUGUUCAGAUAGAAGAAAGGAUACAGGCAAAGAUAGUGAUGAUGAAAUGUAUGUGAUUUGUUCAAGCCUACAGUGUAUAGUGCCUUGCUUUGUGUACAGUUUCUAUACAGAUCCUAGUCUGCAUUUUGAAGACUUUUUGUGAUAUAAAGAAAUAUUAGAGAAAUAAACUCUGAACGUUGGUA